Molecule: messenger RNA, 1833 nt
Organism: Photinus pyralis (common eastern firefly)
Lineage: Eukaryota; Metazoa; Arthropoda; Insecta; Coleoptera; Lampyridae
Gene: Usp10
Product: ubiquitin carboxyl-terminal hydrolase 10
Exons: 9
Coding region: 120-1778 (552 amino acids)
Biological process (GO): DNA damage response, signal transduction by p53 class mediator; protein deubiquitination; regulation of autophagy
Cellular component (GO): nucleus; cytosol
Molecular function (GO): cysteine-type deubiquitinase activity; cysteine-type endopeptidase activity
Source: RefSeq, a predicted model, not a curated record
UUUUCCCUCAUUUGAAACCAAACCUAAAUUAUGUACUUGCAAUUGCAAUGCGAUUUAUUUAUAAGCAAAAGCCAUUAAUUGUUAUUAUGCACUAAUGUAAUCUGAAUCAGAGAUAAAUAAUGGAUCAGGUGGAGGCGAGCUCCGUCGAAUUCCUCGAUUUGAGCGGUAUUGAGGAACAAGAGCGAGCGGGGAUCAUAACAUCGCUGCACUCGUCCAAUCCUAAAAUAAAAUUACCGUGGUCGAAAACCUCCCAAGUGUACACGUGCGACGAAAGCACAACGUACGGUGAGUACGCAAAUGGGGAACCACAGACGAAUCACGACUCGAGUACCGUGCGGCAGCAACAUACAAACGGGGUUGCGUCCGCGAGUUAUGUUGCGAUAGACGAGGUUGUACCGACAGCGAAAUCGUGGGCUAGCUUGUUUAACAAAGGUGGCUCUCUGGCCGAUAAGUUUUCCGUACGCGAUCCAAUGCCGUCAAUUGUAGUGCCUCAGAAGUCCGAUGUCAAACUUAAGAAUGUGGCGAAAAUCUCUCUCAAGGAGCCUUUCAAAUCGCACUUUGACGAUCCCAACUUGAUUAGAAUGGGAGAGUUCCUUUCAUCGUUCGCCGCGGACAGCCGCAUAAUUAGCCUGCAGCCGCGCGGUCUGAUCAAUCGAAGCAAUUACUGUUACAUCAACUCGAUAUUGCAGGCCAUCUUGGCGUGUCCUCCCGUUUACAAUUUGCUCGUGGGCUUAAGCGAGAGCACCUCGCCCUCGACCGAGAAGAAGCGUAUCACGCCGACAAUCGACAGCAUGACAAAGUUCGUGCGCGAGUUCAAUCACCUACCCGCCGGCAUGCGAGUGGGACGUCGGCUGGAUAAGAACCAGAAGAAGGAGCACAGCAUUUUGAUCAAUUGCGAUACGCCAUUCGAACCGUUCUGGUUUCAUAAGCUCCUGAGUGGGGUGCGUAGUGAUACUUUCGUUGUAGAGGGACGACAGGAGGACGCCGAGGAGUUCUUGUGUUGUCUGCUUAACAGCUUGAACGAUGAGAUGUUGGAGCUGAUGAAACUAGUCGACAGUAGCAGCUUAGAUACCCCGUCCAUUGACUCCAGUUUCUCUUCUGACGAGGAUAAGGAGUGGCAGGUUGUGAUGGGACCCAAAAAUAAAGGUGCGAUCACCAGGCGGACGGAAUUUAGUCGAACUCCCAUUAGUGACAUAUUUGGCGGAUCUUUAAGGUCGAGGUUACAUCGGAGCGGAGAUCAAUCGACUGAUAAUAUACAACCUUUCUUUACUCUACAGCUAAAUAUUGAGAAAACGAACACGGUGCGAGAGGCGCUCGAUAUGCUGGUCUGUAAAAAUCAACUGGAGGGCGUGACCUCGUCGAAAACCAACGAAGAAGUGGAAGCCUGGCAACAAGUCACGCUGGAGGAGUUGCCGCUCGUUUUAGUAUUACAUUUAAAAUGUUUCGAUUACAAACUCGACGGCUGUUCAAAGAUAAUGAAGGCGCUCGAGUUCCCGAUCGACCUUAAGAUUGAGUCAAAAAUGCUGUCACUCAAGAGCAAUUACACUCCGAAGGAGAAACAGUAUAAGUUAUUCGCGAUUGUGUACCACGAAGGGAAGGAGGCGACGAAAGGACACUACGUAACCGACGCCUAUCACGUCGGAUACGCGAGCUGGCUUAGAUACGACGACGCGUCCGUCAAAGCGAUACCCGAGGAACACGUACUGAACCCUUUGGGAACGAGAGUUCCUUACUUGUUAUUUUAUCGUCGUAGCGAUUCUCUCAAUAAAAAUAAAUAGUUUGUUUUAAAGAUUGUUGCGUGCAACUUUUAAGAAUUAUUUUGAUAUUUAGGAA